GUAUCCCAAGAAGCUGGUGGAGACCUACUCAGUUUUCCCAAACCAGGAUGAGAUGAGUGACGUUGUGGUGCAGCCGUACAACUCGCUGCUGACGCUGAAGAGGCUGACUCAGAACGCUGACUGCGUGGUUGUUCUGGACAACACGGCCUUGAAUCGGAUUGCGACGGACCGGCUGCACAUUCAGAACCCGUCAUUCUCUCAGAUCAACCAGCUGGUCUCCACCAUCAUGUCUGCCAGCACCACCACGCUCCGGUACCCCGGCUAAAUGAACAACGACCUCAUUGGGCUGAUCGCCUCGCUGAUCCCCAACCCUCGGCUGCACUUCCUUAUGAGCAGCUCCCAGCUCUGCUGGGACCAAGCUGCUUUGCCCAUCACCCUGCUGCCCCUUGCUGCUCUCCACCAGGUUCACAAGAGUCUGCAGCGGAUCCGGGAGAGGAAGCUGGCCAACUUCAUCCCCUGGGGUCCUGCCAGCAUCCAGGUGGCUUUGUCCCGCAAGUCCCCCUACCUGCCCUCUGCUCACCGUGUCAGCGGCCUCAUGAUGGCAAACCACACCAACAUCUCCUCGCUGUUUGAGCGGACGUGCCGGCAGUACGACAAGCUGCGCAAGCGGGAGGCCUUUCUGGAGCAGUUCCGCAAGGAGGACAUCUUCAAGGACAACUUUGACGAGCUGGACAACUCCCGGGAGAUCGUGCAGCAGCUGAUCGAUGAGUACCACGCGGCCACGCGCCCUGACUACAUCUCCUGGGGCACGCAGGAGCAGUGA
Molecule: messenger RNA, 763 nt
Organism: Apaloderma vittatum (bar-tailed trogon)
Lineage: Eukaryota; Metazoa; Chordata; Aves; Trogoniformes; Trogonidae
Product: tubulin gamma-1 chain-like
Exons: 5
Biological process (GO): cytoplasmic microtubule organization; meiotic spindle organization; mitotic spindle organization
Cellular component (GO): nucleus; centrosome; spindle
Molecular function (GO): GTP binding; structural constituent of cytoskeleton
Source: RefSeq, a predicted model, not a curated record